AUGUCUACCAAAUGGACAACCAGUCAAUCUGAACGUCAAAGCUUAAGAGAAAGAGUACGGGAUUUAGAAGAUGCGUUGCGAGCUCGUCAGCAACAAUUGGAUACUCUCUUAAAAGCCUUGGAAGAAACGAAUGAUCAAUAUGAUAGAGACACUCACGCUUAUAAAACGGACCUCCAAGAAAGAGAAAUGCAACUUGGCUUUUUGAUCAACAAAAUCCGUGAAGCGGCUGUGCACAUGGUACAACUAUCAGAUGAAGCAGAGGAUCUCAGUUGCCAAUUCCCGCCAAGCCAACAAUUGAGCAUAUCAGAGUUCUUAGAGCGAUUGAAAAUAGAUGAUCACGAGGCUCAAGAGAGGUAUAGAAGCUUGGAGGAAAGACUUAAGGCAAUAGAAGGUACUGAAGUCUUCUCUGCACUAGGUGCUAAAGAAUUCAGUUUGGUACCUAACCUAAUCCUGCCUCUGAAAUUCAAGGUGCCUGAUUUCAAAAAGUACGAUGGGACAAGAUGUCCAAAAGCAUAUCUUGUCAUGUUUUGCCGAAAAAUGACCGGUUACGUGAACGAAGAUAAGCUACUUGUACAUUGUUUCCAAGAUAGUCUAGUAGGAUCAGCUCUUUGGUGGUACAACCAGCUCAGUAAAGAAAGGAUCCAAUCUUGGAAAGACUUGGCGUCGGCAUUCUGUGAGCAGUACAAGCAUGUAUCAAAUAUGGUGCCUGAUCGGAUGACUUUACAAAUGAUGGAGAAAAAGCUGUCAGAAACUUUUAGACAGUAUGCGCAGAGAUAGAGGGACGUCUCAGCCCAAUUGGAACCCCCACUAACGAAAACAGAGAUAACCGUCCUUUUUAUCAACACCUUAAAGUCGUCGCUUUAUGACAAACUAGUGGGAAGUGCCACGAAGGACUUCGCGAAUAUUGUAAUAUCCGGUGAGCUUAUAGAGAACGCCGUCAAGAGCGGUAGAAUGGAAGGUCAAGAAAGUUCAAAUUAUCCACCUCCGAAUUUCUAUUAUCCUCCUCAAACCCCUUACUACCAAACACCGCCUCCUUACUCUUCUUACCCCGUUUACGCCACAAGUAACCCGAGACCAACCGCCACAUUCCCACAAAAUACAAUACCCGCCCAAGGUCAACCCAAAAACGGGCAGAGGCCAGCAAAACCCAAUUCUGAGAGACCACAAUUUACCCUUAUUCCUGUGUCAUAUGGGGAACUGUACCCAAAACUUUUGGAGAAGCAAUUGAUAUCCCCGCAUUAUAUGGAACCCUUGAGGCCCCCAUACCCAAAAUGUGCCGGUCGACCAUUCGUAAUUUAUUACGAUGUAAGGAAGGAACCGGUGAAACCAAAAAUGAUAAUUGAAGUACCGUCUCCUUUCCCCUACAAGGAUAAUAAAGUAGUACCAUGGAAAUACGACGUCAAUAUCGUCACACCUGAAGACGAAAAAUCCAAAGCUGUAACUGGAAACGUUGGAGAAGUAGAGCCGGUGGAUGAAGAAGAAGCACGGGAAUUCUUAAAGUUUAUCAAACAUAGUGAGUAUAACAUGGUGGAACAAUUGAGUAAGCAGCCAGCACGAGUCUCGAUAUUGUCUCUACUAUUAAAUUCAGAACCCCACCGGAACGCCUUGUUAAAGGUGUUAAAUCAAGCUUACGUGGCAAACAAUAUAUCCGUUGAGAAGCUUGACAGAUGGGUGAAUAAUUUAAACGCGGAUAAUUUCAUUUCUUUUAGUGAUGAUGAAAUACCGCCCAAUGGUAGAGGCUCUGUGAAAGCAUUGCAUAUCACAACCCGCUGCAGGGGUUACAUAAUACCAAAUGUGCUUAUCGACAAUGGAUCGGCACUCAACGUCAUGCCUUUGGCCACACUUUCCAGGAUUCCAAUGGAUUUGUCCUAUCUAAGGCCUUGCCAUUCCACAGUAAGGGCAUUCGAUGGAACAAGAUGAGAGGUCAUGGGAAAAAUCGAGAUCCCUCUAGAAGUAGGUGCCUACAUAUACGAUGUCGAGUUCCAAGUCAUGGACAUUACACCAUCAUAUAACUGUCUCUUGGGAAGACCCUGGAUCCAUUCCGCCGGAGCGGUCCCAUCAUCCCUCCAUCAAAAGGUGAAAUUUAUCAUGGAUGGCUGUUUGGUCACUGUCGAGGGAGAAGAAGACAUUGCAGCAUCUAUUUCUACCGACGCACCAUAUAUUGAACUAAGAAUGGUAGAACAAGAGGAUAAACAGAUUUUGCCUCAUCAAGAAUCUGUUGAAACAAUAAAUUUGGGAACUGAAGAAAGGAAGCAAGAAGUAAAGAUUAGGACUUCUAUUUCAAAGGGCACCAGGUAUAAUUUGAUUGCUUUGCUCCGCGAGUACAAAGAUGUAUUCGCAUGGUCAUACCAGGACAUGCCUGGAUUGGAUGAAGAGAUAGUGGUCCACAAACUCCCAUUAAAACCAGAAUGCAAGCCCAUUCAACAAAAGCUAAGACGAAUGAGACUUGAAAUGUUGUUGAAGAUAAAAGAGGAAGUCAAGAAGCAAUUUGAUGCUGGCUUCCUACAAGCCUCCAAAUAUCCAGAAUGGGUGGCUAACAUAGUCCCGGUACCAAAGAAAGACGGCAAAGUACGAAUGUGCAUGGAUUAUCGUGACCUGAAUCGAGCAAGUCCUAAAGAUAAUUUUCCCUUACCACACAUUGAUACAUUGGUGGAUAACACAGCAAAACAUUCAUUGUUUUCUUUCAUGGACGAAUUCUCGGGGUAUAAUCAGAUCAAGAUGGCCCUUGAGGAUAUGGAGAAAACUACCUUUGUAACAAUGUGGGGAACAUUCUGCUACAAGGUGAUGCCAUUUGGGUUAAAAAAUGCUGGGGCAACAUAUCAGAAGGCUAUGGUGACGUUAUUCCAUGACAUGAUGCAUAAAGAAAUAGAGGUCUACGUCGACGAUAUGAUUGCUAAAUCCCGAGGGGAAGAAGAGCAUGUAGUGAACCUGAAGAAAUUGUUCGACAGACUGAGAAAGUUCCAGCUAAAGCUCAAUCCGGCCAAAUGUACGUUUGGGGCUACCUCGGGAAAAUUUUUGGGCUUCAUUGUCAGUGAAAGAGGUAUCGAGGUUGAUCCAAAUAAAAUAAAAGCCAUUCAAGAGUUACCACCUCCGCGCACGCAAAAGGAAGUCAGAGGAUUUUUAGGGAGGUUAAACUACAUCGCCCGAUUCAUCGCUCAACUUACCAACCAAUGCGACCCAAUCUUUCGGCUUCUUCGAAAACAUAACCCGAGAGAAUGGAAUGAGGAAUGCCAGGUGGCCUUUGAUAAGAUAAAACAAUAUUUGUCUAGUCCUCCAGUGCUAGUACCGCUAACUCCGGGAAGACCAUUGAUAUUGUAUUUGACUGUGUUCGAAAAUUCAAUGGGUUGUGUACUGGGGCAACACGACGAGUCAGGAAAGAAAGAAAAGGUGAUCUACUACCUCAGUAAAAAGUUCACUGAAUAUGAGGCAAAGUAUUCAUCCAUUGAAAAAUACUGUUGCGCUCUGGUUUGGGUAGCUCAGAGACUCAGGUAAUACAUGUUGUAUCAUACGACAUGGUUAAUUUCAAAGCUAGAUCCAAUAAAUUACAUGAUGGAAUCACCUGCACUCUCAGGAAGAAUAGCACGGUGGCAGAUCUUACUAUCGGAGUACGACAUCGUCUAUGUGAGUCAAAAGGCAAUAAAAGGAAGCGCAAUAGCUAACUUCUUAGCAACCCGAACAAUGGAUGAAUAUGAGCCAUUGAGAUUUGAUUUCCCGGAUGAAGAUUUGAUGUGCAUUACAGAAAAAGAGAGCGAGUCAUCAAAAAAGAAGUCAUGGAAGAUGAGCUUUGAUGGUGCAUCGAACGCAUUGGGGCAUGGGGUUGGAGCAGUCUUAGUAUCGCCAGAAGGGAACCACUACCCACUCACUGACAGGUUGAACUUCUUUUGUACUAAUAACAUAGCGGAAUAUGAGGCAUGUAUCAUGGGACUUCGUGCAGCUAUUGAACGAAAAGUCAAAACUUUAGAGGUAUACGGAGACUCAGCCUUGGUGAUUUACCAAAUCCGUGGAGAUUGAGAAGUGAGAGACUCGAAACUGGUUAAAUAUAGAGAUCUAGUGGUAGAGUUGAUUAAAGAAUUCGAAGAAAUAACUUUUAAUUACCUCCCACGAGAAGAAAACCAAUUGGCUGAUGCCCUGGCCACUUUGGCUUCAAUGUUCAAAGCAAACAGAGAAACAGAAAUAAUGCCUCUUCAAAUGAGCAUAUAUGAAGUUCCUGCACAUUGUUUCAGCAUUGAAAAAGAGCCAGAUGGAUGGCCAUGGUUCCAUGAUGUCUUAGAAUAUAUUAAGAAUCAAAAGUAUCCCGAACAAGAAAACGAGAACGACAAAAGAACAAUCAGAAGAAUGGCAGCGGGAUUCGUUCUUGACGGGGGCAUCCUGUACAAAAAAGGAAAAGAUCAGAUACUCUUGAGAUGCGUAGAUGUUGUUGAAGCCAGAAAAAUACUUAAAGAUGUCCAUGAGGGAAUUUGCGGGACACAUGCCAAUGGUUUCACUAUGGCCAGGAAGAUUGUGAGACUCGGUUAUUACUGGCUGACAAUGGAAAGCGACUGCAUUAAUUUCGCACGAAAAUGCCAUAAAUGUCAAAUUUAUGGUGAUAAAAUUCAUGUAGCCCCUUUGCCCCUUCACGUCAUAACUUCUCCGUGGCCUUUUUCUAUGUGGGGCAUGGAUGCUAUAGGGCCAAUUUCCCCAAAAGCUUCUAAUGGACACCGAUUCAUUUUUGUGGUCAUUGAUUACUUCACAAAAUGGAUCGAAGCCGCUUCAUUUUCCAAUGUGACAAAGACUGCAGUUUGUAGGUUUUUGAAAAAGGAAAUUAUUUGUCGAUAUGGUUUGCCUGAAAGAAUCAUUUCAGAUAACGCCUUGAAUUUGAACAACAAGAUGAUGAAAGAAGUGUGUGAGCGAUUCCAAAUAAAGCAUCAUAACUCCUUGCCCUAUCGCCCAAAGAUGAACGGAGCUAUUGAAGCAGCUAACAAGAAUGUUAAGAAGAUUAUUGGGAAAAUGACUGAGACAUAUAAAGACUGGCACGAAAAGCUACCAUUUGCUUUGUAUGCAUAUCGCACAUCUGUACGGACAUCUACGGGGGCAACUCCUUUUUUUCUGGUCUAUGGAAUGGAAGCUGUGCUACCUAUCGAAGUUGAGGUCCCCUCUCUACGAGUCUUAAUGGAGUCGAAAUUAGAGGAAGCAGAAUGGGUUCAAGCUCGAUAUGACCAGUUAAACCUCAUCGAAGAAAAAAGUCUAAAGGCAAUUUGUCAUGGACAGAUGUACCAGAAGAGAAUGAUCGCGGCUCAUGAUAAGAAGGUACGGCCUAGAGAAUUCCACGAAGGAGAACUCGUGCUGAGAAAGAUUCUCCCAAUACAAAGAGACCUACGAGGAAAAUGGGCACCGAAUUAGGAAGGACCAUACAUCAUAAAGAAGGCAUUCUCGGGUGGAGCUUUGAUUCUCACUGAGAUGGAUGGGAAGGAGUUACCGAAUCCAGUGAACUCAGAUGCUGUAAAAAAAUAUUAUGCUUGA
Messenger RNA from Gossypium arboreum, 5499 nucleotides. RefSeq lists its product as uncharacterized. Gene Ontology annotation, molecular function: nucleic acid binding; RNA-DNA hybrid ribonuclease activity. The transcript has 6 exons. NCBI's taxonomy places the organism in Eukaryota, Viridiplantae, Streptophyta, Magnoliopsida, Malvales, Malvaceae. Gene Ontology annotation, biological process: DNA integration. The record is from RefSeq and is a predicted model, not a curated record.